UCAUGAUUUUAUAAACUGCAUUUGCGUCACGUCAGAAAAAGUUCAUACGUAAUGUUAUUUAUUUAUGUGAUUUCCUUUUUGUUACAAAGUUUCUGACGAAUAGCCAUAUUCUUUAAAUCUAAUAGUAAUUAUACAAUCUCACUGUUCACAAAUGGCUGCGAUAGCUUUAAAAAUUAAAAAUAAGGAUGGUCAGCAUGUUUUAAAAGAUUUGACCUCUGAAAGUACAGUGGGCGAAUUGAAAAUAUUUCUCUCUAGUUUAUCAGAUGUUGGUAUAGAAAGAAUACACGUGUUAUUUGGUUAUCCACCGAAGCCUCUCGACAUUAGUAAUGAUAACAAAAAGUUAAACGAAAUUGGUUUAAAGACUGGUGAAACUUUAAUUUUGGAAGAAAAACAAGUUCAAGAAAAUGCGCAGAAAAAUGAACCACAGAAGCCUCUAGAAAACGGUAUAGCAUCUCAUGAGACUAUAGGGUCAUGUCGACCAGGUAUUCUAAUGAAGAAAGUAGUCCCUCCAGAUAACUCUUGUUUAUUUACUAGCAUAGGUUUUGUACUUAAUGGUAAUGUGGAUACUAGUGUCCACACUUUGAUGCGACAGAUUAUAGCGAUGGAAGUGGCGAGUGACCGUGAGACUUACAAUGAAGGAGUGCUCGGCCAACCCAAUGCAGACUAUUGUGCCUGGAUUCAGCAGCCAAGCUCCUGGGGUGGUGCUAUUGAGGUGGCUAUAUUAUCUCGUUUCUAUGGAAUUGAAAUGGCAGUUGUGGAUACAUUAAAUGCGAUAAUUAAUAGAUUUGGUGAGGAUAAGAAUUAUGGGCAGAGAGUGUUUCUGUUGUUUGACGGAGUACACUAUGACCCCCUUUACUUGGAACAAUCUGAUGGAGGUGUCCAAACAAUAUUCCCAUCAGAGGACAUGGAAAUAUAUAGAGAGGCUGAACAAUUAGCUCAUGAAGCUAAAUCCUCGCGUCAGUUCACUGACCUUAACAAAUUCACGCUCAAAUGCCUUAUCUGCAAUAAAUUCCUCACGGGACAGGUUGAGGCGCAACGUCACGCGAAAGAAACUAAACACACAAACUUUGGUGAAUUUUAGCACCAUCUUUAGCUCAUAAUAUAGAUAACAAUUAUAGUUUUAAUUGUGGCAACUCUAAAUGUCUAUGGUCAAAUGUCACAAAUUUGACAAUUAAAAUGAAUUUGUUAAUUACUCGUCUUUAGAAUAAGUUUUUGUCACAGCAUGCGGUUAUGAAUUUUAUAGCAUGAUCUCGAAAUUGUAUAUUUCUAAUGAACUAAAAUUAAUAUUUGACGAAAAGUUUUUUUGUGUGUUUUACAAACUUAUCUAGCCUGGCGGAUGUGGUGUUGUUAUCGCGGUUAUUUCUUUUAAAAUUAGGCAUAGAAAAUAAAACAAAAUUGAUCCUAUGUUGGCUGAUUUAGUUUCACUUUUGCCCACCAAGCUAGAUUUGUCGCACUAUAUGCAAUUAUGAGAUUUACCUCAUGCUAUAAGAGCUGUCAUAUCGUUUUAAAUAUCAAGAAGUUUGUUCUAAUUUUAAAAGUUAUUUUACUUUUAAUAUUUAAUUAUGGCAUUAUUUGUGUUUUUCCGUCCUACGUUU
Molecule: messenger RNA, 1595 nt
Organism: Papilio xuthus (Asian swallowtail)
Lineage: Eukaryota; Metazoa; Arthropoda; Insecta; Lepidoptera; Papilionidae
Gene: Yod1
Product: Yod1 deubiquitinase
Exons: 4
Coding region: 152-1081 (309 amino acids)
Biological process (GO): ERAD pathway; endoplasmic reticulum unfolded protein response; protein deubiquitination
Cellular component (GO): nucleus; cytosol
Molecular function (GO): cysteine-type deubiquitinase activity; protein binding
Source: RefSeq, a predicted model, not a curated record